CCAUCUCCCUAUGCCCAUUUGUCUUUUUGCAUGCUUCUUUAGGAAUCACAUGUCCUUGGCCAGAUAUUCCAAAUGGAAAAAUUGUCUCUGGAUUUCGACGUACUUAUAACUACAAAGACAGUGUUUUGUUUGCCUGCCAGAAAGGUUUUAUCCUCAGAGGCAGCAGUUUAAUCCAUUGUGAAGCUGGAAACAACUGGAGUCCUUCUCUUCCCAUUUGUGAGCGCAAUAGUUGCACUAACAUACCAGACAUUCCACAUGCCUUAUGGGUAGAAAUUCCAGAGUCUGGAAAAGAAGGUAUGGGUGUGUAUCAGGCUGGCACUGUGCUAAGGUAUAGAUGUCAUCGUGGCUAUGAACCUGCUACACAUGCGCCCACAACUGUGACUUGUCAGAGGAAUUUCACAUGGAGCCCAUUUAAAGGAUGCAAAAAGAUAUGUUGUCCAAUACCAAACCUAGAGAAUAUCAGAAUCCUUCAACCUAGAAAACAUCAUCCUGAAAAUGGUUGUAUUUACUUCUAUGGAGACACAGUGUCAUAUAGUUGUCAUGACAAACAAAUCCUUUCAGCUACAUGCAGAUCAGAUGGCACAUGGGAUCCCCAAAUAUCAUCGUGUCAUCAAAGUUGUAGUUUUCCUCCUAAUAUUGCCCAUGGACAUUAUACUCAACACAGUACUUUAUUCAAAUACUACGCUAGCUAUCAAUGUGAUGAAGGAUAUAAACUGGUUGGACAGGCAGAACUCUCCUGCAUUUACUCACAGUGGUCAGAAGCAGCUCCACAGUGUAAAGCUCUCUGUCUAAAACCAGAAGUAGAAAAUGGAAAGCUGUCUGUGGAUAAGGAUCAGUAUAUUGAACAUGAAAAUGUCACCAUCCACUGUGAUGCCGGCUUUACUAUGCUGGGUUCCCAAAAUAUCACUUGCUCAGCGAAUAGAACCUGGUACCCAGAGGUGCCCAAGUGUGAGUGGGAGGGCUCUGAAGGCUGUAAGCAAGUGCUCAAGGGCAGGGAACUCAUGCAUUGCCUAUCAAGCCCAGAGGAUGUGAAAAUGGCUCUGGAGGUGUAUAAACUGUCCUUGGAGAUUGAACUCCUAGAACUGCAGAGAGACAAAUUGAGAAAGUCUCUCCUCAAGCCACCACUGUAAUUUUUCUCAAGAAGGAGGAAGAGCUUCUUCACUUGUUUUCUGAGUUCAGUGCUGAUUUGAGUUUAACAUUCUUAUGUCAAUUUGGCGUAAUUCAUGAUAAUAAGUAUCUAGAUAUGAUAAUUCAUUAAAAUAUAAUGUUAGAUUACAAAAUCA
This is a messenger RNA of Nannospalax galili (Upper Galilee mountains blind mole rat), 1283 nucleotides long. RefSeq names its product C4b-binding protein alpha chain-like. The transcript is spliced from 6 exons. Gene Ontology annotation, biological process: negative regulation of complement activation, classical pathway. NCBI's taxonomy places the organism in Eukaryota, Metazoa, Chordata, Mammalia, Rodentia, Spalacidae. The annotation marks the transcript as partial. The record is from RefSeq and is a predicted model, not a curated record.